Rotaria sordida is the source of this 1920-nucleotide messenger RNA. Lineage: Eukaryota; Metazoa; Rotifera; Eurotatoria; Philodinida; Philodinidae. The record is from the annotation of a GenBank genome assembly.
AUGAUGGACAGCAUCGAAAAUAUAACAACGCUAUUUCCAAAGUUAAAACAACAACAAUUAUUGUUUUUUGAGAAACGUGAAAAAUUAUUUACAGCCAAUGAUAAUAAUUCAUUUUCAAGCAUUGAUUUAUUAUCAGUUAAUUCAACAAAUUUUAAUCCAUGUUCAUCCUCUGUUGAAUUACCAAUUAAUUCUUCCACGAAUGAUAAUAGAAAUUUUGUAUUGAAUUUAAAACGUCUGAACACAACAUGGGGUGUUGGUCGUAUGGUUCAUUUCAUUCAAAGUUGUGAUAAUCCACCACCAUUAAAAUAUAAAUCACUGCACAAGUGCAUCUCACGAAUAUUAAAAAGAGGAACUGUUAAAGAUAAAAAAAGAUCUGGUCGUCCUGUAACAACUACAACAUUUGAAUUUCAACAAAGUGUUAAUUAUUAUAUUAAAAUGAAAAAAGGUGCUUCUAUUAGAAAAACCAAUGCUAUUCUUAAAAAUGAACAAUUUGAAUCAUCUCCAACUUCAGUUUAUCGAACAACUAAACAAUUAAAUUUAAAAUGGUAUAAAAAACGAAAAGCUCAAAAACUAACUGAUACUGAUACACUAAAACGUAUUAAAUGUGCAAAAAGAUUACAAACUAAAUUUGGUAUUACAAAAAAAUCUAAAAAAUGGAAAUGGAAUCGCGUUGUGAAUUGUGAUUUCUCAGGUGUAUUUCCUCUUCAAGGUUUUCAAAACAAAAAAAAUUAUGGUUUGUGGGCCGAGAAAUACGAAGAAAUUGAAGCUGAUUUACUUAACGCUGAAACAAAUAAAUUUCAACAAGGUGUAAUAUUUUGGGGUGCAAUAUCAUCACAAGGUCUUAUACCAUCAAAUGCACCAAUUAAUGUUACUGAAUGCCAAUUGUAUGCUAAAUUCUUGAAAGAAAAAGUAGCUCCAGCAAUCAAAACAACAUUUCGAAAAUCUAAAUUGGAUCCGAUUUUUCACGAUGACCAAGACCAGAAACAACAAACAAAAUUAGUGAUAAAUACAGUAGCACAACUUUUUCAUGAACGUAUACAACCAGUAGAUGGUGAUGCUAAAUUUGAUGAUGUAUGGAGAAUAGAAAAUGUGUGGAGAGCACUGAAAGAAAAAGUACGUGGAGAGGUAUUUAAUACAACACUCGAAUUAGAAGAAGAAAUUCAAAAAGAAUGGAAAAACUUUUCGAUAGAAAAAUGUGCCCAAAUGAUGGACGAAAUACCUUAUCGAUUGCGACUAGUUAUAGAAAAUAAUGGAGCUCAUGUUCAUAUGUAUUGAUUUUAUAUUGAUGUAUAUUUUUAAAAAAUACACUGUCUUUUGUGGGUACUUUUAUUGACGUUUAAUAAACAUAAAUAAUCAAGAAAAUAUUGAAAAAUCGAUCUCAAAAAUUUAUGUAUUUAGUUUUGUCAAUGUUAUUUUACCACUAGUUAUAGCUAGAGAGCUGAAACUUUCAGAAAUAAAAGAUCUUGAUUAGAUGUAUAUAUGGUAAAAAUUUCAGGCCUCUAGGUUGAGUGAAAGUAUGAAAAAUAUGAAUAACAAAUUAUCGUCAGUUAUUAUGAAACACCCUUUAUGAUUAACAAUUUAUCAUCAGUUAUUAUGGAAUACUCUUUAUAUGUGUGGGGUGUUCCUAAAAAAAUUAUAUGAGUCUCCACACUUUCUAUGCCCAAAAAAGUAUUAAUUGUUACUUUAGACCGUUUUCGACGAUGUUACGUCUAACUAGACUAUUAAAAUUGAAAAAAGAACUUUCUUUCAGAACAUUGGCACAGAAUACCCUUCUUCCUGGAAGUGGGAGAAACUCUACGGAUUCACCCUAACAUGAAUAACAAAUGAUGGAUAACUUACAUGCAGAAAUUGCUUCAUCUUGAUAGUAAUGUUUUAUAUAAAGCAGAUCUUUGACAAAAGGAAGAGCUAAAAGUCAUCUGA